GUGCAAGUGGGCGGGGCGUGUGGAGGAAGUGUCUUCCUGUCGAAGUGAGGCGGCGGUUGUUUUCCAUCAAUUUCUGAAGCUCACCCGGUGGUUGAGAUGUCCCCAGGGUCACGACGCGUGCUGGUCUUCAAGUCAUCUGAGGAGCUGGGAUCUGCUCUAGCCGGCUUCAUAGUGGCCAGGGCCAAUGCCAGCUGCAGCUCGGAGCGAGGACGCUUCACGGUGGGCCUGUCGGGGGGCAGCCUUGUAUCGCUGCUCACCCAGCACCUCCCUGCCCAGCCUGGCCUAGACUGCAGGAAAUGGCUGUUUGGCUUUUGUGAUGAGAGGCUGGUCUCCUUUCAGGACCCCGAGAGCACCUGUGGCCUCUAUAAGAGCCACUUAAUGCCAGCCUUGUGUGUUGCGGACAGUCAGAUCCUGGCCAUCGACCCUUCCCUAAGUGUAGAGGACGCGGCUGAGGACUAUGCACAAAAGCUUCAACAAACAUUCCCUGGCGAGCACAUGCCAGUCUUCGACUUGCUGCUGUUAGGAAUGGGCCCGGAUGGACACACCUGCUCUCUCUUCCCAGGGCAUCCCCUUCUGCAGGAAGAGAAGAGAACUGUGGCCCCCAUCAGUGACUCGCCAAAGCCCCCCCCGCAGCGCAUCACUCUCACCCUACCUGUUGUUAAUGCGGCCAGGUGUGUGGUCUUUGUGUCCACCGGAGAGAGCAAAGCCGCCGUGCUCAAGAAAGUCCUGGAAGGAAAUGAAGAACCUGCCCUCCCGGCCGCCAGGGUGAAUCCUGCCAACGGAGAGCUACUCUGGUUCCUGGAUGAGUCUGCUGCCCAGAGUCUAAGCCUCCCUUUGGAGAAGCCAUCCAGGGGCGCGGCGCUGUAAGGGGACGCUGCCACCACAAGGGCUCAUCUCGGUGACAUGUGUGGACAAUUACAAGUCUGGAUUAGCCAUAGAAGUUGAGCCUCUUCUCGAGGGUUUCCGUGCAAAACACUAAACUCGCGUCCUUCAAAAUGUCCGUGCACAGCAGCUUAGUGCCCAUCUUUGAUGCCCGUCCAUAGCCCUGGCAGCCCUGUAGCCACACUAUUGAAAGGUCAAGCUGAAGGUGAGCCACUUACAGAACCAAGAAGAGCCCCGAGUCACUUGGGGCAUUUGAGGUGGCAGGCCUGCUCUUCACUUUGUGAUGUCUAUUGGGCUGCUCAGUAACCGCAGUUCUUAGGUGGCAUAGACGGGCAGUUUAAAGGUCAUAUGGGCGACUCCACCCAGUGGCGAGAUGUCCUCUCGGCUCCAUAAAGCAAUCUUUUGUCUCCAAGUCUCACUGAGAAGAAGCGUGUUGGCAGCACUGGCCUGAGUAGUUCAGCGCUGCCAUCGUCUGCGUUUGGGCACAGGCUGGCACGACAUGCCAAGUGGUGGGCUGCCCUUUGUGUGACUCUGUACUGUCAUCUUCCAAAAUUUAAUUCUGUGGUUCAAGGUCGAUGAGCUCAGGUGGGUUAAUGUGGCAUGUAAUGAACUGGUAAAGCCCCCUCAGUGGUUGAGACCCUCAGCGAGUAAUGGGGCCUUCGGCUUCUGUUGUUAAUCUUCUGACUCAGCGUAACGUUCUGAUGACGAUGUGCGGGUGUUUGUGUGUCGUGUAAGGUUGGCACUCUGUCAAAUAAAGCCUGACCUGUGCUGUGCGCCAA
Messenger RNA from Polypterus senegalus (gray bichir), 1661 nucleotides. RefSeq names its product 6-phosphogluconolactonase (gene pgls). Lineage: Eukaryota; Metazoa; Chordata; Cladistia; Polypteriformes; Polypteridae. The record is from RefSeq and is a predicted model, not a curated record. The transcript is spliced from 6 exons. Gene Ontology annotation, molecular function: 6-phosphogluconolactonase activity. Bases 97 to 867 code for a protein of 256 amino acids. Gene Ontology annotation, biological process: pentose-phosphate shunt; carbohydrate metabolic process.